Thermothielavioides terrestris NRRL 8126 is the source of this 956-nucleotide messenger RNA. RefSeq lists its product as uncharacterized. The transcript has a single exon. The record is from RefSeq and is a predicted model, not a curated record. The coding region runs from base 234 to 611 and encodes 125 amino acids. Lineage: Eukaryota; Fungi; Ascomycota; Sordariomycetes; Sordariales; Chaetomiaceae.
CCCCUCCUCCCUCCCUCGUUGUAAUUUCCUCAAACUGACCUCCUCCCGCCAAAAAUUGAUACAGCUACGCGACCUUCCAAUCCCUCCUCAACACCACCACCUCCUCCUCCUCCGCCUCUGGCUUCUCCACGAUCCUCGACGGCCCUUCCACCCAACAGGCAGCCCUGGGCACGGGCACGGGCACGGGCACGGCGCAGGCGACCGCCCGCCGCCUCCGGCGCGUGCGCCAGCGCAUGGGCGCCUACCGGCACGACCUGCUCGUCGCCAUGCGCGUCGUCAACCGCGUCGAGGCCGAGAUGCUGCGCGCCGAGUGGGAGGGCUGGCUGGCCGGCGAGACGCGCCGGUGCGAGAUGGCGCGGGACAUGCUGAUGGCGGCGCGUCCUCCGUCCCGCUCGGCGGCGGCUGCUGUUGCUGCUGCUGGGUCGGGGGGUGGUGGUAAGGAUCAGGGUAAGGGUGGUGGUGGUGGUAAUGCUGGUGGUGAUCUCGGUGAUGAUGAUGCUGGGGAAGAAGGGCGGCGGCGGGCCGCGUUGAGGAAGUGGUUUGCCGAGUACUGUGUCAGCUGUGCUGAGGAGCAGAGGGCGGUGCAUGAGCGGAUGGCGGUGCCGUUUUGAAUUCUUCUUCAUUUUGAGGGAAAUGGAUCCUCGUAGGAUAGACACAUGGAGGCUUUGGCCGGUGCGCAUAGGGAGGGCACAGGGAGCUGUAAUGGUAAUUCCUGAUCGCAUGUGCCUCUGCGUAUGCGCUCCUCCCGGGGCAUGUCAGUGAUAGUGAGUGUGUGUAUAACAGAGAACAGGAUUAGACGUCAAUCACCUGCUUCAUGUCUAGAAAUAGGGACGUUUCCUUUGGAAAUCACAUGCUGCCAACGCUGCAGUUCACGAUGUAGGUCGUCGAGCCCAGAAGAGGGCGAUGCCGAGGCGCAGCUUUCAUAUGUCUUUAGCCCACAACACACUCAACUGAGG